AUGAAUGUUUACCAAGUGGUUGUGCCGGUUUGUGAGUGUAUGCAGCUACUAGUAGUGCUCAAGAUUUUACUUUUAAUUUUUACUACGACGUUGUUAUUGUGUGCAAAAAAUGCAAAACAGAAAAUGGUGGCAUCCCAGACGUUAGAAGAAGCAGCCUAUGGGUCAAAGUCACUCGUGAACCAAAGUCUAAUGCAGUCUUCAAGUUAUCAUAGCGGUCAAGCUCAUCCCGCAGAAGUACCAGAAGUGAAGAAGCCACCACCAGCAGAAGUGAAGCCGCAGCAGUGCACACCCACCCGCUCAAAAGUGAAGCAAUCCGCUGGACAAUUUUAUCUGAGCAAUACUGCAAGUUCGGAGACUGUUGAAAGCGUAGAGCGGCCAGUAGUAGGAGGAGUCGUGUCAUAA
Molecule: messenger RNA, 402 nt
Organism: Cooperia oncophora
Lineage: Eukaryota; Metazoa; Nematoda; Chromadorea; Rhabditida; Trichostrongylidae
Source: the annotation of a GenBank genome assembly